Messenger RNA from Musa acuminata subsp. malaccensis (wild Malaysian banana), 1758 nucleotides. Its product is annotated as transcription factor bHLH110. Gene Ontology annotation, cellular component: nucleus. Gene Ontology annotation, biological process: regulation of transcription by RNA polymerase II. The record is from RefSeq and is a predicted model, not a curated record. Gene Ontology annotation, molecular function: RNA polymerase II cis-regulatory region sequence-specific DNA binding; protein dimerization activity; DNA-binding transcription factor activity, RNA polymerase II-specific. NCBI's taxonomy places the organism in Eukaryota, Viridiplantae, Streptophyta, Magnoliopsida, Zingiberales, Musaceae.
GGUGUAAUCAUCCCCCUGUGAUUGCCAGCGAGAGUAACAUCAUAUGAAGGGAGGGGGAAGAAAAAGGAAGGAAAAGAGAGCGAAAGGACUGGACCUGGAGAGAGACGGGAGAUGAUCUCUUUCCUCUUCUCUUUCGAUGCAAAAAAGAUGAUCUCUCAUCUUUAAUUUCGGAACUGUAGAAAGUCCUACGGAUACACACCCGAGGAGAGAAGAAGCCCUUUCGACUCCCCCCUCCCUCCCUCCACCAUCAGCGCCUUCGAAAGAUGCAUGGGUUUUACAGCAAAAGAAAGAGAGGAAAGCCAGUGAAAAAGUAGGGAAAGUGAAGUAGAUUUAUAUGCACCAGCUGCUCCAACGUUUCUUUGGGUCGAGGAGAAGAAGAAGAAGAAGAAGGAGCCUUUCUCUUCUCUCUUCUUGGGACUCUCAAGGCUUUUGACACACCAUCAUGAGGUCUUCACCUCUGGAUCACUACCACCAAGAAGGCCUCAAUGGCUGCUCCUCUUUAGCAGCAGCUCCAGCUUUCUACGACCACGCUAUCCACCGUGAGUGGAAUCAACACCAGAUGUUGAACUAUGAUUAUGACUUCAUUUCAGAUGCCAGUGGAGUACCACCUACCCAAACGAUUCAAGACCUAGGGUUUCACUGGGCUGUCAAUGGUGAAGGGGGUUCUAUGAACCAGCUGCCAGCUCACCAGAACUCUUGUCCGAAGCUUAAUGAGUUCAACAUGGAUGGCUCUUCUAAUGAAGACUGCCAACUACAGGAGAAGCUCUUCGUAAGAAGCAUAGCUUCAGAUUGCCAGACUGAUCUCCUUCAACCUCUGCCGGGAAACCUGUCUGAAACUUCGAGGUUUGAUAGCUCUCGUGGCAGUGGUCGAGGGAUUAUCAACAUGGCUUUUUCGACUUCUGGUUUGUCACACUCGAGCCAGAAUCCGCCAUUACCCUCUGCAGGUUACUUAGACAUGGAUCUUCAUGCACUGCAUCUAUUGGCUUCAGCUAGAUUCGGAAGGAGCUUUUGCCCACCUUCGUUCACCAGUAUGGCGUCCUCCGGGGUUGACCAUCUUCCAGAAUCAAUUCAAGGGCCAUUCCACCACCAUCACAAGAUGCCACCUUUGGUCAGUGGAGGAACAGAAGCCAAGGGAUCCAACAGCAGUUGGGAGCACGAGUCACCCCUGUCAACCAUGCCCAGAAAACCUCGGGUUGAGCAGCGUUCUUCCUUCUCUCCUUUCAAGGUGAGGAAGGAGAAACUUGGCGAUAGGAUUGCAGCACUGCAGCAGCUGGUGGCUCCAUUUGGGAAGACUGAUACAGCUUCAGUGCUAAUGGAGGCCAUUGGGUACAUUAAAUUUCUUCUGGACCAGGUCGAGAAGUUGAGUGUACCAUAUCUGAGGCCAUCUGGGAAUAAAAGAUCAAGGACAUCAAUGCAAGAGGCAUCAAAUGAGGAGAGUGAUGAGCCAGCAAAGAGAGGACUCAGGAGUAGAGGCCUUUGCCUUGUGCCCUUGUCUUACACAUCGUACAUGACAAGUGAGCAUGCAGCUUGGUCACCCAGAUGAAGUGUGAUGAUGAUGUGGUUUUGAGCUCCGAUGAUGAAUCUAAUUAACAAUGUUGUUAAUGUCCCAUCUUUUUUUCUCGUUCUCUCACUUCUGAUGACAUAAUUUGGUGGAGCAAACUUGUUCAGCUUGUGCGAAUGUUCCAAGGUAGAACAAGUUGUUCAAUGUUGGAUGUCAUGCUUUCUAAGUCAAAUCUUAUUUACACGUCAUUUUUCUCA